This is a messenger RNA of Populus trichocarpa (black cottonwood), 3898 nucleotides long. RefSeq lists its product as uncharacterized. The record is from RefSeq and is a predicted model, not a curated record. Lineage: Eukaryota; Viridiplantae; Streptophyta; Magnoliopsida; Malpighiales; Salicaceae. Gene Ontology annotation, molecular function: nuclear export signal receptor activity. The coding region runs from base 197 to 3700 and encodes 1167 amino acids. Gene Ontology annotation, biological process: protein export from nucleus. The transcript is spliced from 32 exons. Gene Ontology annotation, cellular component: nuclear pore; cytoplasm.
AAACAACACACCUCACUCCCUUCAAAUUUCCACAUCUCUGCCUCUGCCACCGCCACCUCCUCCUCCUCCUCCUCCUCCUGCAUUGUUAACGGAAAGCAGAAAACAGCGCAAAAAACCUCAAUUAUUCUAAAUAAUCAAACUCCCAAACCACUGUUAAUCCAAUCUUCUCUUGUUAAAUCUGUUACUGACUUCUUAAAUGAUGCAGCAGCAACAGCAGACAGGGGACGGCAUCGCCGAUCUGGCGCAACUCCAGUCCACCAUGCACGCCAUUGAGCUCGCCUGCUCUUCUAUCCAGAUGCAUAUAAAUCCAGCGGCAGCUGAGGCGACCAUUCUGUCGCUAAAUCAGUCGCCUCAGCCUUACAAGGCAUGUCAAUUUAUUCUUGGGAAUUCUCAAAUGGGAAUGGCAAAGUUUCAAGCGGCAGCUGCGAUUCGCGAUGCAGCUAUUAGGGAAUGGAGUCUCCUUACGAGUGAUGAUAAGAGAAGCUUGAUAAGUUUCUGUUUGUGCUAUGUUAUGCAACAUGCUGGUUCGCCAGAGGGCUAUGUCCUAGCAAAGGUUUCUUCUGUGGCUGCUCAAUUGAUGAAAAGGGGCUGGAUCGAUUUUACAGCUGCUGAGAAGGAGACCUUUUUUUAUCAGAUAAACCAGGCUAUUCUUGGCAUUCAUGGUGUAGAUGUGCAGUUCUCUGGAGUCAAUUUUCUAGAAUCUUUGGUAUCAGAAUUCUCACCUUCUACUUCAACUGCCAUGGGCCUUCCCAGGGAAUUUCAUGAGCAAUGCCGUAUGUUGUUAGAAAAAGACUAUGUCAAGACAUUCUAUUGCUGGGCACAAAAUGCUGCUGCAAGUGUCACAAGGAGAAUAACUGACUCCAAUACUGAAGUACCCGAGGUUAAGGUUUGUACUGCCGCACUGCGUCUCAUGCUUCAAAUCCUGAACUGGGAUUUCCGGUACAACACAACUGGCACAAAAGGUGGAAGAAAUGCCUUUUUACCUGGAGUUAGAGGCCACAGUUCACCCAAGAAGUCUGACUGCACCAUAGUGCAGCCAGGUCCUGCAUGGCGUGAUGUUCUGAUUUCAAGUGGCCAUGUUGGGUGGCUCCUGGGUUUAUAUGCAACUCUAAGGGAGAAGUUUUCUCGUGGUGGCUACUGGCUUGAUUGUCCUCUUGCAGUCUCUGCUCGAAAACUUAUCAUACAGUUCUGCUCCUUGACAGGAACUAUAUUCCUCUCUGAUGAUGGACAAAUGCAAGAGCAUCAUUUGCUACAACUGCUUUCUGGGAUAAUUCAGUGGAUUGAUCCUCCUGAUGCUGUUUCACAAGCAAUUGAAGAUGGGAAAAGUGAAAGUGAGUUGCUUGAUGGAUGCCGUGCACUUUUAUCUAUUGCAACUGUCACAAACCCUAUUGUGUUAGACAAUCUGUUAAAAUCCAUAAGGCCCUUUGGCACUCUUGCCUUUUUAUCCACCUUGAUGUGUCAAGUUAUCAAAGUCCUUUUGACUAAAAACUGUGAGGAGGGGACAUGGAGCUGGGAGGCACGUGAUAUCCUGCUAGAUACCUGGACCACCUUACUUGUGGAUAGUACUGGUGGGACAGAGUUGCUUCCACCUGAAGGGAUCAAUGCUGCAGCCAACCUUUUUGCCUUGAUUGUAGACUCUGAGCUAAGAGUGGCUUCUACAUCAGCGAUGAGUGGUGAUGAUGACGAUGACCUGUACUACCUUCAAGCAUCUAUUACUGCCAUGGAUGAGAGGUUAAAUUCUUAUGCGUUUAUUGCAAGAGCAGCAAUUGAUGUUGCAAUUCCUUUGCUCACGAGGCUGUUUUCGGAGCGCUUUGCCGCAUUGCAUCAGGGCAGGGGUAUUGUUGAUCCAACUCCAACUUUGGAGGAACUUUACUCGUUGUUGUUAAUAACUGGGCAUGUACUUGCAGAUGAAGGAGAGGGAGAAACACCCCUGGUGCCUAACACAAUACAGACUCAUUUUCUGGACACGGUGGAAGCAGAUAAGCAUCCUGUUGUGGUACUCUCCAUUUCAAUAAUAAAUUUUGCCCAGCAAAGUUUAGAUCCAGAAAUGAGAGCUUCGGUUUUCAGUCCCCGGCUCAUGGAGGCUGUUAUAUGGUUUCUUGCAAGAUGGUCUCGUACAUAUCUUUUGUCAGAAGAAAUUAGAGACAGCACCCUCAAUUCAGGGUAUCAGCAGCAGCAGCAACACUCCAGAAAAGCUUUGCUCAGCUUUUUUGGAGAAACUUAUCAGGGAAAAUUUGUGCUUGACAUUAUUGUUCGUAUCUCAGUGACAACUCUCUUGUCUUAUCCUGGGGAGAAGGAUUUGCAGGAGUUAACUUGUUCCAAACUACUCCAUGCUCUUGUUCGGCGAAAAAAUAUUUGUGGUCAACUUGUUCAACUGGGCUCAUGGCGUGAACUAGCAAAUGCAUUUGCAAAUGAACAAACUUUUUUCGUGUUAAAUUCUUCUAAUCAGCGUUCACUGGCUCAAACACUGGUUCUUUCUGCUUCUGGAAUGGGUAAUUCAGGAGCUUCAAAUCAAUACGUAAGGAACCUUAUGGGUCAUAUGACAAAGUAUCUGGUGGAACUAUCUAACAAGAGGGACCUCAAAAAUGUUGCUCAACAACCAGAUGUCAUCCUACAAGUGAGUUGCUUGUUGGAGCGACUACGUGGAGCUGCCAGUGCCUCUGAACCUCGAACACAGAGAGCUCUUUAUGAGAUGGGACUCUCUGUGAUGAACCCGAUUUUGGUUCUUCUUGAAGUGUACAAACAUGAGUCUGCAGUUGUUUAUCUGCUACUUAAAUUUGUUGUUGAUUUGGUGGAUGGCCAAAUUUCCUACCUGGAAUCCCAAGAAACUGCUGUUGUUGUUGAUUUCUGCAUGCGUUUGCUUCAGCUUUACUCAUCUCACAAUAUUGGCAAGAUAUCAUUGAGUCUUUCAAGUAGUUUGCUUAGUGAGGCAAAAACUGAGCAGUAUAAAGAUUUACGUGCUCUUCUUCAGCUUCUUUCAAGUCUUUGUUCAAAAGAUCUGGUUGACUUUUCAUCAGAUUCAGUUGAGACACCGGGGACAAAUAUAUCUGAGGUGGUCUACUUCGGACUUCACAUAGUUACCCCUCUGAUCUCUUUGGAGUUGCUGAAGUACCCUAAGCUUUGCCAUGAUUACUUCUCGCUACUGUCGCAUUUGUUGGAGGUGUAUCCCGAAACAGUUGCCCAACUGAACAAUGAAGCUUUUGGCCAUGUGCUUGGGACCCUUGAUUUUGGUCUUCGCCAUCAGGACACGGAAGUAGUUAAUAUGUGCCUGAGCGCUCUGAAAGCUCUUGCUUGCUACCACUAUAAGGAGACAGGUGCUGGCAAAACAGGCUUGGGCUCACAUGCCAGUGGUGUGGAAGAUUCAAGUGGGAAUACGCAGGAAGGCAUUUUGAGUAGAUUCCUUCAGUUGUUAAUGCAAUUACUCCUUUUUGAGGAUUACAGUCCGGAUCUGGUUGGUCCUGCAGCGGAUGCUCUGUUUCCGUUGAUUCUUUGUGAACAAGUUCUUUACCAGAAAUUAGCCAAGGAGCUUAUAGAGAGGCAAACAAAUCCAACAUUGAGAUCAAGGAUGGCAAGCGCAUUGCAGUCCCUCACAAGUGCCAAUCAGCUUUCAUCCACUCUAGAUCGCAUGAAUUACCAAAGAUUCAGGAAGAACGUGAACAACUUUUUGAUUGAAGUUCGAGGAUUCCUGCGGACAAUCUGAUUUGUGGCCCCGCUCUGUAAAUGUAAGCAAAAUAUUUUGGUUUUUCUUAUUCUUUGCAUUGUUUUCACAUGAACUAGAUUUUGGAAUCGAAAGGAAAAUCCCAGUUCCAACUCACGGUAUAGUCAGUUUCUGGUUGUUAGCAGAGUGAAGUUAAAACUGUUUGUGAUGAAUGAAAUUGAAGUCGAAACUUUGGUACAA